Molecule: messenger RNA, 1424 nt
Organism: Oryzias melastigma (Indian medaka)
Lineage: Eukaryota; Metazoa; Chordata; Actinopteri; Beloniformes; Adrianichthyidae
Exons: 8
Coding region: 1-1398 (465 amino acids)
Source: RefSeq, a predicted model, not a curated record
AUGGUUAGUGAACUUACAGUUUUCAGGAGGGCGUCAAAUGGAACGCUCCUCCUGAAAGCCUCAGAUGAGGCCCGAGCUCUGGGUCCCCCCAAGGAGACCCACCAAGCCAAGACCCCGAUUGACAGCGUUCGUCUCGGCCGGCGUUCUCUGUCUGUGGUGGAAAUGCAGACUAAUGUGGGGAAGCCUGCAUUUCCAGCCUCCUCCAGACCAGCUUCUUCCUCUGCAGCAUCCGAGGGCAUCAUAAGGCAGCUGGCCCCCACCUACAGCUGCCAGCUGUCCUGUGACCAGAGGGUGAUUGCACAGCUCAGGUCUCGCACGUUGGGCGACAGUACCAACCGGCUGUACAACACCCUGCGGGAGCACCACUCAGACUCCGGGAUGAGGAGAGCGGUCCACUACCUUGGCGUCUGUGAGCAGUUCCUGGCCUUGGGCAGUCGUGAGGGGGCAGUUUCCACCACCUCCACCUAUGCCCCCUCUGCCGUCACCCAUCUGGCUGCUAACGGUGUACGGCUACGACGUCCUGACGCGGCUGGACGAGUACAAGGCCAGGAUCACGUCCACCUUCGGGUCCAUCCUGAAGAUGGACUCCACCAAGAAGGCUGGCCAAGGGCCCCGGUGGAGAUCAGGAGUCUGCCUGCAAUCUCCAACAGCAGGGUAGACCAAAUUGUUGCGCUCUGGGAAUGCCACCCAGAGUCUGACAAGCAGCGAGUCGUCUACCCUGCCAGGCACCGGGACAGACAACCCAAAGGGCGUUUCAAGGCAGCGAAGGAGAAGAGCGCUUCCUGUCUGGGGAAGGAGUCUCUCCAACGCGGCCUUUUGGGAUUGAACGCCAGCCCUGCAAACUGGCCUGACGCCAGCCGCCUGGUGGAAGCCAUUUGCAGCCAGCUCUGCCAUCUUCAAGAACCGGGGGGGGUUCUGAAGACCCGUGAGUCCCUGGUCUUGGGGGACUACGUGGCCAUCAGGGAGGUGGUCCUCGGGAGCCCCAGGCUGAUGGCUCAGACCGGUCUUCAGCUAUUUCAGCUGAACCAGAGGACCCUGUCACAGUGGUUCUCUACCAGGCAGAAGAUAUGGGAGAGGGCCGUGCUAGAGCAGGAAGUCAGACUCCUUCCUGCUGCUCCAGCUGUCUCCCUGCAGCCUGUGCUUGAAGCUAAAGGGCUGUCCUCGGUUCAGGUGGGACAGGGACAACCCUUCGACUACAGGACGCCAGAAGAGAAGCUCCCUCUCCCAUUAAUGAGACCUGCCCCUCCUGCUCAGCCGCUCCAGCUGGGUAGUGAGGCUCCAGCACCAGCUCUACCACCACCGCCACCUCUACCUCCUGCGCUCUGGGAACGUUUUUUUCUGAUUCUUUCGAAUCUUCAAUUCAGUUUUAAGUUUAAAAAUGUAUACACAUUUGUUUAGAAAUACAUAAAAAAUCUAUUCUUGAA